CCACACCCAACAUGAAAAUACAUACAUAAACUAAACUACAAAACAGAAACUGGGAUUUGAAUAAUCCCUUCAUCGAUCGAUCAAAGUCCUUUUUUUGUUCUUUUCUUUUCUUUUCUCAUCACAACACUUUCCAAACACAAAUAACAACUAUGGUUAUUGUUCCUUUCGAAAAGGAAUACUUGGAUGUGGUUUUGGUACCAACUGGGCUUCUGAUAAUGUUCCUUUACCACCUCUUUCUUCUUUACAGAUACCUUAAUCAACCUCUCACCACAGUCUUGGGCUAUGAGAAUCGUGACAAGAGAAUUUGGGUCGACAAAGUCAUUCAGGCUGAUGACAAAACUGAAGUACAAUCAGCUCUGACGGUAGUGGCAUCAAACAUAACUGAGGCGACAUACAUGUCAACACUUUCUUUGACACUAUGUUCUCUUAUCGGAACAUGGGUGGCGAACUCGUCUUCGAACAAACUCGUCCCCAAUGAGAUCAUCUAUGGCAACACAAAAUCAACUAUACUUUCCAUUAAGUAUAUUUGUCUCAUAACAAGUUUUCUCUUGGCAUUUUCGUUCUUUGUUCAAUCAGCUAGGCACUUCGUUCAUGCAAAUUACCUAAUCAGCACGCCCGGACAGGGCCUCCACUUGAAAAACAAAGUGGAGGCCGCCGUGACCAGAGGCGGCGAGUUCUGGUCAAUCGGUCUUAGGGCUUUGUAUAUUGCUCUUACUUUGUUGCUAUGGUUUUUUGGGCCUAUUCCCAUGGUGGUUUCGUCUAUUCUUAUGGUGAUAAUGUUGUAUUAUCAUGACUUUAAGAAGGUUGAUGAUGAAAAGGAGUGGUGAGACUUAAUUAAUAAUCAAUACAUGUUGUAAUAAUGUAUGUUUAUCAAAAAUUACGAUCAAGUAUGAUUAGAAUGGUAUACAUAUCAUCUUUUUGUUA
Messenger RNA from Humulus lupulus (European hop), 924 nucleotides. RefSeq lists its product as uncharacterized. The record is from RefSeq and is a predicted model, not a curated record. The coding region runs from base 150 to 827 and encodes 225 amino acids. Lineage: Eukaryota; Viridiplantae; Streptophyta; Magnoliopsida; Rosales; Cannabaceae. The transcript has 2 exons.